Microthlaspi erraticum is the source of this 639-nucleotide messenger RNA. The record is from the annotation of a GenBank genome assembly. NCBI's taxonomy places the organism in Eukaryota, Viridiplantae, Streptophyta, Magnoliopsida, Brassicales, Brassicaceae.
AUGACCUCCAAAGACUGUGGCUCCCACGGCCACUCUCGCCGGAACCUAAUCCGCCGAAUAAUAUGGUCAAUAAUCUUCAUCAUCUUCAUAAUCUUCCUCACAAUUCUCCUCGUUUGGGCCAUUCUUCAACCUUCAAAACCACGUUUCCUUCUCCAAGACGCCACCGUCUACGCCUUCAACGUCUCCGGCAAUCCACCGAACCUCCUCACUUCAAAUUUCCAAAUCACUCUCUCUUCCCGGAACCCUAACGACAAGAUCGGCAUCUACUACGACCGUCUCGACCUCUACGCUACUUACCGGAGCCAACAGAUCACUUUCCGAACAUCGAUCCCUCCGACUUAUCAGGGACAUAAAGAAGUCAACAUAUGGUCGCCGUUUGUCUACGGAACCUCCGUUCCCGUCGCUCCUUUCAACGCCAUGAGUCUUCAAAGCGAUCGAGAUAACGGCGUCGUCACGCUGAUCAUCCGUGCUGACGGCAGAGUGAGGUGGAAAGUUGGCACUUUUAUCACCGGCAAGUAUCAUCUUUACGUCAAGUGUCAGGCGUUUAUUAACUUCGGUAACAGAGCUGCCGGAGUCAUCGUCGGGGAUAACGCCGUUAAGUAUACGUUUUCCGAUAAUAGUUGUAGUGUCAAUGUCUGA